AUGGAUACUGCGACGUCUACUAUCGUUCUUCGUGGCUUGACAUCAACAACUACUGACCGUGAUAUUCGACGUUCACUUGACAAUGAAAGAGCAAAAUACACUGACGUGCGUCUUGUUCGAGACAAAGUGACUGGGAGGUGGAUUGGAUUUGUGGAGUUUGCAUCAGUAAGUGAUGCUAAAGUGUUUAUGCGAGACUGUCAAGGAGAGAUUGAAGUUCGAAACACAGUAAUAAGACUCAGCUACAGUAACGCCAAGGAAAAGCGUGAUGAAGAGCGUGAUGACGCUUCAUCCACAAUCAUGCUGCGGGGUAUUCCUACGUCCUUCGAUCAUCGCGAUAUUCGUGAUGCUCUUGACGAAGCAAGAGUCAGCUAUCUGGACGUUCGAGUGAUAAAAGAUAAAACAACAGGUAUAUCGAAGGGCUUCGGUUUUGUGGAUUUCGCUUCUGUGCAUGAAGCAAGGCGUUGGAUGGACUAUCAAAAAGGCUUAUUUCGUGUUCGGCGCUACGAAAUACGACUGAUGUACAGUACUCCACGUAAUCAGCUGGAUUCAUUAAUACAUCAUCCGGCAGACGCGCCUGGAUUACUUGGCCCUUCAAGCUUUAUGGUCCGACCACCUUCGUUGUCUGAAGUUUCUACUGGGGACUGGAUCUGUUCAAGGUGUUCUAGUCACAACUUCAGAAGACGGGAUCAAUGUUACAAGUGCCAAUUACCAAGGUCUCAAGUGCAGUCCCUCACAAAUUCAGUUGAUGGUGUUGACCUCAUUGGUACAACUCCAUGCAACACUCUUGUCCUGCGAUGUUUGGACGCACUAACUACGGAAGACGAUAUUUGCCAAGUUUUUCAGGACAUAGCUGAAGUGAAGGUUCGCCAGUGUCAUGUGAUGAGAGAUGAAGUGACACACGCGUCCAGAUGCUUUGCGUUUGCAGAACUUCCCACGGUAGCUGAUGCGUACAAGGUCAUGGAUAUUGUGAAUAAGGAAUUUAAGCUUUUCGAGGUGGGAGGAAAAGCAAUCACUGUUUCUUAUGCAAAAAAUACUUUCAACACUAUCAUGGCAACAUUGAAAACUGAGGGAUCUUAUAAUGCACAGUUGAAUAGUAGUCGUAAUUUGGCUUUGGAUUUAGCUCAUGCAGCUAUGGCAGCACAAAAUAAUAAUAAUAUAUCACCUGAUACUGUGGCAAUGAAUGCAGUCGCUGCAUCAGCAUUACUUAGUCAGACUUCAAAUAAUGGAGCUGCUGUCGCGCAAGCAGCUAUACAACAAAAACAAACGGAACAGCAUGUUUUGUCGGCCCUUACAAAGUCUCUGCGUAAUCACACAGAACAUACAGUUUCGUCUCAGUACGCUCCGUCAAUGGCGGCCCUUGUGGCUACUGGUCAACAACUUCCACCUCCGUCUUUUCCUUUCAAUGCAGCAACAGCAUCGUCUACCACGUAUCCAUUCCCAGACACCUCAAAGUACAUAUAUGAUGAAUCUACUCGGUUUUACUAUGAUCCUGUAACUGGUUUAAUGUAUGAACCGAAUUCAAAGUAUUUCUAUGAUCGCGCAAGUCAACAAUACCAUUAUUGGGAUCAGACAAAAAGUACAUACCUUCCAGUACCACAGCCCGGUGCUACUGAUAACUCUACUUCUGGCUCACAAGCUGACGCUUCCGAUGCUUCCAAGAACAAAGAUGAUCGUGGUAAGACUGCUCAGCAGAUAGCAAGAGAAAUGGAAAAAUGGGCGAAGAAAAUGAAUGCUCAGAAAAAGUCAUCCUCCAAUACUACACAACGCACUGAUUCAACAUCCUCUGAGGCUAGCAGAACAGCAGAUACGGGUUAUGCAAUCUUAGAAGCCUCUGCCAGUAGUGUACUUGGAAACGAUAUGCGUACACCCGAAUCUACCAGUUUGGUUGCAGAAUACGGUGGUGUUGAGGACAGUGAUGACUCAGGCCAGGAAGAGUCACUUGGUGAAAAACAAGAUUCACUUGCGCCAGCAAAUUCCGAGGCUGAAGCGAAAGUGGCAGAGGAAGAAAGCAAACUGCUGGAUUGGGCUAAACUUGCGUGCAUGCUAUGCGCUCGAGGUUUCAAAGACGCUGCAACUCUUCAAAAACACAGAGCAUUUUCAGCUUUACAUUAUGAAAAUUUGAAUAAAUUGCGAGAUAAAUAUGGAUUACCGCCUAUUCCUGCUCCAACACCGGGUCAAAGUCAGGAUAAUGCGAACAGUGCUAAUGCAGCAUCGAAAAACCCACUUUCGAUAGCAUCUUUAAUGCAGAUAGGUGCACAAACAGCCAGUAAUCAUGCGAAAACGGUAGCAUCGAAACAGACUACUGGUCGACCAACUACUUCAGGACAAUAUCGUGAUCGGGCUAAAGAGCGUCGUGAAAAGUAUGGAAUACCAUCCCCCCCUAGAAUGAAGUCCACUGACAGUCACUCACCUACUGUACAGGUAGAGCCGGAACCAUUUGUUCUACCUAUUCCACUUCCUCCACAAUCUGCCCCAAAUGUUGGUAGUCGUCUUAUGGAAAAAAUGGGUUGGCAAGCUGGACAAGGUCUUGGCCGUAGUAACCAAGGUAGAACUCAGAUCAUAGAAGCCGAAUUCAGAGAAGCUGGUGUUGGUCUAGGCAUCAAGACAUCGAAACGUGGACCUCAGUCAGACAAUUAUAAAGACAACGUAAAACGAGCAAUGUUCGCCAGAUUUCAUGAAUUAGAAUAA
This is a messenger RNA of Trichobilharzia regenti, 2688 nucleotides long. The record is from the annotation of a GenBank genome assembly. Lineage: Eukaryota; Metazoa; Platyhelminthes; Trematoda; Strigeidida; Schistosomatidae.